AUGAAACACGUGACUCCGGAGGCAGCUAUACAUUUCACCAAACUGAGUGUCCUCCUAACUUGUUCGUGGCCACCUUCGCCCCUAAUAACAAAGACUCGUCUCUUAUUUUUUAACAUUUUGUGGUGUACGUCUCUGGUCAGUGCAUUAGGGUUGUUCGUACCGUUGUUCAACGCUGUGUACGAAUAUCGUAAAAACCCAAUCAUUCUUGGGAAAACUGUGAGUCUCUGCGCGGCGGUGGCUCAGGUGAUCAUUAAAAUGACGAUGUGUCGGUUGCAGCAGAAGCAAUUUCAGGUUUUGUACUUCGACAUGGAAGAUUUCUGUAAGCGUGCCACAUCCUCUGAAAGAAUAGUUCUGCAACGUUAUGUCGACAGAUACAAAUACUUCCACGGCGUUUACACUCUGUGGUGCUUUCUCACCACGAUGUUCGUCAUAAGUGGCCCAUUGUACUCACCGCAAACGUUUCCAACGCACGCGAUAUAUCCAUUCCCCGUGGAGCAUCAGCCAUUGAAGUGCUUAAUAUUUUUCCAUCAAUCGUUGGUUGGCUUUCAGGCGUCGUCUGGUAUGGCUAUCGAUGCCCAAGUAGCUCUUCUUUUGCGGUACACGGCUGCUAGGUUCGAAUUAUUGGCGAUGCAGUUGCAUGCUGCUACUUCUGAUCGUGAGUUGAACGCCUGCAUAAAAGUACACAGUGAACUUUUGAGGUACACUAGACAGGUAUGCAAAUGCGCCAGAUUCUUAGUGCUAGCAACAGUAACAACUACAAUAAUAGCAGUCAUAUUUGGAAGUCUAAACCUGGUUACUAAGCAGCCAUUAUUAUUGAAAGGCUUAUACGCAGUCAUAGUGUUCAGUGCGAGCGUGGAGCUGUUCAUGUACGCCUGGCCGGCUGACAACUUGAUGCGUAUGAGUGAGAAGAUAGCUACGAAUGCGUACAGUACGAAGUGGUUCGAAAAAAAUAUUGCGAUACAAAGAAAGAUAUUUUUUAUGAUGUUAAGAUCUCAGAAGUUGGAGUUUAUUUAUGUUAGAGGUAUCGUUCCGAAGCUGUCGUUGUUUUACUACGCGCAGUACUUGUACAAGUCAACGUCGUACUUCGCUGCGUUGCGUAUAAUGGUCGAAAAAUGA
This is a messenger RNA of Megachile rotundata (alfalfa leafcutting bee), 1116 nucleotides long. RefSeq lists its product as uncharacterized. Gene Ontology annotation, molecular function: olfactory receptor activity; odorant binding. Gene Ontology annotation, biological process: detection of chemical stimulus involved in sensory perception of smell; sensory perception of smell. The record is from RefSeq and is a predicted model, not a curated record. Lineage: Eukaryota; Metazoa; Arthropoda; Insecta; Hymenoptera; Megachilidae. Gene Ontology annotation, cellular component: plasma membrane.